GCUCCCUUGUAAUGGAUUCUCCUGAACAUGUACGAGAUAAUGUAAAACGGGACAUGGAGGAUAAGUCAGAAGGGAGGAGUGAUAGGGCCAGAGAUGAUGCAGAACGAGAGGGAGAUGAUAAGAGGAAGCACAAGUCAAGCAAGUCAAGAAAACCUGAGAAUGGAGAUGAAGCUGAAGGGAUUGAUAGCAGUGGAAAGAGAAGUACUGGCAAUAGAAAUGAGAGCCGAAAAAAGUCAAGUGGCUCAAGCAGAACAGGUAGUGAGGAAGAUGAUUGUGAAGAAAGAAAGGAGUAUUUUACGCAGAUGAAGAGGAAACAAGAGGAGAGUUCGUUGGAAAAAUUAAGCAAUUGGUAUCAAGAUGGAGAAUUUGAGAAUAAGCAUGACGGUGGAGACAAGUCUGGUAGUAGAGAUCAUGGUAGAGCAGAUGAAAGUGAAAGAAGGAAGUCAAGUUCAAAGUUCUCAGAUCAUGAAGUUUCCCAGGGCAGAUUUAUAGGAAGAGAUGAAAGAGCAGAUGAUGGAGAGCUUGAGAAGGUGCCGGAUACAGAUUCAAGAUAUCCGGAAAGGAGGGAGAGGGGCCGAGAUAUGGGUCAUGGAUCUUCUGAGCAGGGGAGAAACCCGAGGAGAAGAUGGGAGGAAACAGAUACUCUCAGGAAAGCUGAAGAAAGCAGCUACACAGAAAAAUCUGAUCCAAGAAGUGAGAAGUUUUCUGAUCCUAAGGAUGCGAGUCCUAGAGAGAGAAGUGUGUCUGACAAGGGUAUGAAAUUUUCUGACAGCGAAGAAAGAAGAGCUGAUUCGGAGAGGAGCAAGACCAAAGGCAGGCCUGAAGCUCCAGAAGAAGACAGUAGGGGAAGUACUUUGGCUCGUGAAGAUAGAGGUAAGGAGCGAAUUGAGAGGCAUAGACAGCAGACAAAUCCCACUAGUCGGGAUGUUGCUGAAAGUCAUGAAAGGUCUUUCAACACAGAUGAGGAUGGUGACACAGGGAUGAGAGAUAAAAGUAGAAAAGAAAUAGAAUGUUCUAAUAGGUCCAGGUCCCCUGACAGGAGUGUGAGGCGUCAUCAUGAAUUAGAAAACUUGGAUAUGGAUUAUGAAAGAAGCACUACUUUCAAGCGGAAGGAAACAGAACAAGAAAGUUACAGGGAUGAUAGGUCAAGAGGAAGAGAUGAUGGUUGGAGUGACAGGAAUAGAGAUCGAGACGGUUCCAGAGAUAAUUGGAAAAGAAGGCAACCCGGCAGUUAUGAUAGGGAAACAAAAGAUGGGGAUGCGGUUUAUGAUUACGGCAGAGAGUGGGAGCUGCAGAGACAUGUUCGUGAGAGAAGUGACAGAGAAAGGCCUCAGGGUCGUUCUGGUGGUAGGAAAGAUAAUAGGACUGAAGCUGUGAAGACCUCAUCGAAUUAUGGAAUUACAAGUGAGAAUUAUGAUGUUAUCGAGAUCCAAACCAAGCCCUUUGAUUAUGGAAGAGAUUCUGGAUCCACCUUUGGUAGGAAAACUGAAGUUGGUCAGCAAUCUGAAAUUCCACCGGCACAAAAAGAUGAGGAGUGGGCAUAUCCACCAGAAGACAGAGAAAGAAAAAAUGAUAUGUAUGGAUCUGGGCUGCCUGGUGAUGAAUCAAAAGAUAGAUUUAUGGAUGAUGGUCCUCCCAUGCAAGAUCAGAAUUCAUGGAGGGAUGACACUGGCUUUCAGGGAGGGCGAGGAAGAGGCCAGAAAAGUUUUAUGCCCAAUCGCACUUCUGUUGGCCAAAGUUCUAGUGGUGGUUCUCAGCUUCCAUAUGGAAAUCAGGAGCUAGGUUCUUAUGGUAGAGCUGUUCCACAGGGGAAUAAAGUGAAUAGAAUUGGGAGAGGAGGAAGGGGUAGGCCUAAUGGGAGAGACAACCAGCAGGUUGGUCUCCCAGUACCCAUGAUGGGAUCACCUUUUGGACCACUUGGAAUGCCCCCACCUGGACCAAUGCAACCAUUAACUCCUAGCAUGUCUCCUGCUCCAGGUCCUCCUAUUUCCCCCAGUGUCUUUAUUCCACCAUUUUCACCACCUGUUGUUUGGCCCGGAGCUCGGGGUAUUGACAUGAAUAUGUUGGCUAUUCCACCCGGUCUCUCAGCUGUUCCUCCUGGGCCAUCGGGACCAAGAUUUGCUUCUAAUAUUGGGACUCCACCUAAUACUGCCAUGUAUUUCAAUCAACCCGGCCCUGGAAGAGGAGAACCUCUGAACAUAUCUGGCCCCAAUUUUAAUGCCAUAGCACCAGCGGGGCGAGGACAGCCCCAAGACAAAGCCAUUGGUGGUUGGGCUCCUCCUAGAAAUGGACCACCUGGUAAAGCUCCUUCCAGAGGAGAGCAGAAUGAUUACUCCCAAAAUUUUGUUGACACUGGGAUGCGACCCCAGAAUUUCAUCAGGGAACUAGAGCUCACUAAUGUUGUGGAGGACUACCCUAAGCUUCGGGAGCUUAUACAAAGAAAGGAUGAAAUUGUUGCCAAAUCCGCUUCUCCUCCCAUGUACUACAAGUGUGAUCUGCGCGAGUUUGGGCUGGUUCCGGAGUUCUUUGGAAGUAAGUUUGAUGUCAUCCUUGUGGAUCCCCCAUGGGAGGAAUAUGUUCAUCGAGCACCUGGGGUUACUGACCAUAUGGAGUACUGGACAUUUGAAGAAAUAAUGAAUCUUAAGAUUGAGGCAAUAGCUGACACACCUUCUUUUAUAUUCCUAUGGGUUGGUGAUGGGGUUGGCCUUGAGCAGGGACGACAAUGUCUGAAGAAGUGGGGAUUCCGUAGGUGUGAGGAUAUAUGCUGGGUGAAGACCAACAAAACAAAUGCAACUCCAGGAUUGCGCCAUGAUUCUCAUACCUUGUUCCAGCGCUCAAAGGAACACUGCUUGAUGGGCAUAAAAGGAACUGUUCGUCGCAGUACUGACGGUCAUAUAAUCCAUGCCAACAUUGAUACUGAUGUGAUUAUUGCCGAGGAGCCUCCUUAUGGUUCGACAGCAAAGCCGGAAGAUAUGUACCGGAUAAUUGAGCACUUCUCCCUUGGCCGAAGGAGGCUUGAGCUCUUUGGUGAAGACCACAAUAUCCGGUCGGGCUGGUUGACUGUUGGUAAAGGACUAUCCUCAUCAAAUUUUAAUGCCGAGGCAUAUGUGAGGAGCUUCGCCGAUAAGGAAGGAAAAGUUUGGCAAGGUGGGGGAGGACGAAAUCCGCCACCUGAAGCACCUCAUCUCGUUGUCACCACCCCUGAGAUAGAGGCUCUCCGUCCCAAGUCGCCGAUGAAGAACCAGCAGCAGUCUGCUUCUAUCUCUCUGGCAACAGGCAAUUCCACCAACCAAAGGUCUUCCGGAAAUUCGCCACAGAAUCAUAUAGUACUCUCAUAGGACCCUGUAGAUUCUUCUUUGAAUCUAUUUUCCAUUAUGUUUAAAAGUCUCCAAGUUUGUCUGAACGGUAUCUCUUGCCACCCACUGAGAGAGUGAUUGAUACAAGAAGAAGAAUCAUCAAAAAGGAGAAGUUCCCAGUAGUGUUUAUUUUUGAGGUUGUAACCAGAAAAAUUUGAAAGCUCAAUGUGACGUGUCAUUGAAUGCAUCUAACUGUUGAAAAAAUUCUGGUCA
Messenger RNA from Ilex paraguariensis (yerba mate), 3569 nucleotides. NCBI's taxonomy places the organism in Eukaryota, Viridiplantae, Streptophyta, Magnoliopsida, Aquifoliales, Aquifoliaceae. The record is from the annotation of a GenBank genome assembly.